This is a messenger RNA of Gregarina niphandrodes, 1176 nucleotides long. RefSeq lists its product as hypothetical. The annotation marks the transcript as partial. The transcript has a single exon. The record is from RefSeq and is a predicted model, not a curated record. Lineage: Eukaryota; Apicomplexa; Conoidasida; Eugregarinorida; Gregarinidae.
AUGACUUUGCAAAAAGCUGCUUACUUCUUCAGACGUGGUGCGGAAGAGUUGUUGAAGAGUGCCGAGCAGUUGAGUGGUGAUGCUAAGGAUGCCGUAGUGUUCGCAGCGCAUGCUGCUGGCGGUGCAGUGGUGGCGACGGCCGGUGCGGCUGGUGGCCAGCUUAUGCACGCUGCAGCGAGUGCGGAACACCUUGCCGAGGAUGCGGCUGCCGCCGUAGGCCAUCAGGCAGCGGUGGUGGCGCAUGACGCUAAGGAUGCAGUGGUCAGUGGAGCCAAGGCGGCCCUUGGCAAUGCGGCCCACCUUGGUGCUCAAGCUGCAGGCAGCGUAAUCGGUGCCGCCGAGGCCACGGCGACUGAGGCCAAGGACGCGUUGGCAGCGUCUGCAAAACAGACCGCUGGCGCCGUCGGAGGUCUAACUCGUGCGGCUUCGGAGACCGCCGCCGGACUCGCAGUAGAUGCAAAAAAUUCGCUCCAGGCCAAUGCCAAGGCCGCCCUCGCCGCGGGUAUGGACAUCAGUGCACAUGCCGCAGAGAGCGUCAUGGACUAUGGUUCUCUCUGGGCGUAUGAAGCAAAAAAAUCACUCGCUGCCAGUGCAAAGGCCGCUGCCGAUAAAGGCGCCCAUCUCGCCGGCCAAGUCGCUGGACAGGUUGCGGGCACCGCUGUUGGACUCAAAGACGUCGCGGCAGACUAUGGCACACACCUCGCACACGAUGCUAAAGAUGUCGUCGCCCAUGGUGCCAAGGCCACACUCGACGCCGCCGCACACCUCGCACAUGAUGCUAAGGAUGUCGUCGCUGCCAACGCUAAGGCUGCCGUCGAUGUCGGCGCUCGCGCCGCCCAACGCGGUCUGAACGCCGGUCAACAGGCACUUGACACUGCCGCCCAUAAAACGAUCGAUGCCAAGAACACAGUCGCAGCUAAUGCCAAAUCCGCAGUCGACAAUGCCACCUGGGCCAGUCUCAUUGCCGCCGACCACGCGGCCGACCUCGCCAUCCAAGCCAAGGACCUCCUCACAGCCCAGGCCCACUACGCCGCACUCGCGGCCAAGGACACCAUCGCAGUCGGCGCCAAGCACGCUGUGGACACUGCCACCCACGUUGGACAUGCUGCUAUGGACACCGCUGCAGGUGCUGCGCAGACUGCCAAGGACACCAUCGCUGUGGGCGCCAAGCACGCC